CCAUAGCAGUCUCUCUCUCUCUCUCUCUCCCCUUCCUCCCUUCGCAGCAGGAUAACCGUCAGGGUCAAUGUUCCCCAUCCUUGAGGACCACCUUUUCUUCCUUUCCUCCUCAGAUCAAAACGAUUAAACGAAACCUCUUUAACUCUUACUGAAAAAUGAAAAUUACUUUCCAACCAAUUGAUGAUCCCAAAACAAAAUCCCGACAAUACCCAUCAAUUCAAUGUAUUAGUUGUUGAGAGCCCUUCAAAACUGUUCUUCCUUCCACCCUUUUAACAGUUUGAUCUAACUGUGACCAAGUCUACACGCCAUGUUUCACCCACAACCAAUUUGAGCUCACCAAAUCCUCCACUCUAAUCCCUAACUAAUGUCAAUAAGUAAAUACCCAUUUGCUUUUCAACUAAAAUGAUCCCUUUUCCAUUUACGUGUUUGAUCUUUAGCCUCAGAGAAAGGACGACAAGACUUAGCAUGUUCCUGCAACUUGUCUAGUGGUUUUUGGGUUCUUUUUUUUUUUUUUAAUGAUUUCAGGUAGAUUUAUAAAGAACUUGUGCUGUGGUUAGGAAGUUGAUUUGUCUUUUUGGAAUUUGACUGCCAAAUGGUGAUAUACGGUCCAUACGGAUUUGGCAAUGUAGAAGGGUAGCAAUCGUGGUUUCAGGUGAAGAACAGGGGCAUUUGUUUAUUCAGGAUUUUGAGGUUUUGGUUAUAAACAACCCCCCCCCCUUCCCCCCCUUAACCCUUCUUCUCUCACCCAAAAACUCAGAACUCUUCAAGACCCUUACGUGGAGAUAAACAUCGACACCUAAGAAUCCUCUUUGAAGUAAAGGAGACGAUAUUGUCUCUUUACCUUGUUCAUUUUGGAAGUGCAAUUGAUGUGGAAUUUCUAUGGAGAAAGAAAAGAGUUGCUGGAUUCAGUAUUAGUAUCUCAUGGUUGGAAAUGAUUCAUCCGGUUAUUUGUCAAGGAGAUUCUAUGACUAUCUAUCCUGCAUCCAUUAAUUUAGAAAGACAUUAAUAAGCCACUACCUUCUAAUUCUACCUAUGAUGAGUUCUCACCUAAGGUCAGACAAUGACUCUGCCAGCAACAACUAUCAAAUUUACAAUGGGCUUCCAGUGGCUGGGCUAAGUCAAUGGAGAGAUUAUUCUUCAAAUCGAGCUUCUCUUCAACAUGGAAGUUCAGUCAGGUCAGAGAUGUACUAUCAACCGAUGCAAGAGGUUGAGACCUGUUGCUUGCCUCAGAAUUAUCCUAGUUCAGACCACCGCCUAUACUCUGAUAGUGGCACCCGAGGGAAUCACUUUCCUAUUGAGACUUCUCAUGAACAGUAUUGCACCCUGGAACCAUCCUCAGCAACUGGGAGUUAUAAUGUUUACAACUCCCCAUCUACUCUCAGUUUCUCACCUAAUGGAAGUCCUGUAUCACAGCAAGAAUCACAUUCAUAUCCAUCAGGCCCACAUCAUUCCCCCGACAACAACUAUGGGUCUCCAAUAAGUGGGUCCUGCAUAACAGAAGAUGUCAAUGACCUGAGACACAAGCUGAGAGAACUGGAAACUGCAAUGCUGGGGCCUGAUUCAGAUAUCGUGGACAGCUUUGAUAGCAACUUCGAUGGUGGAGCCCAAGAAGCACCUUCAGGGAAAUGGAAACAAAUGCUGGAGAUGACCCCCCGAGGGGACUUGAAAGAGGUGCUCAUUGCCUGCGCAAAAGCUCUUUCAGAUAAUGAUUUAUUGACUGCAGAAUGGUUGAUUGCUGAGUUAAAGAAGAUGGUGUCAGUUUCAGGGGAGCCAAUCCAGAGGUUGGGAGCCUACAUGUUGGAAGGGAUCAUUGCACGGUUGUCCCAUUCAGGGAGUUCUAUUUACAAGGCCCUGAGGUGCAGAGAGCCUCUUAGUGCUGAGCUUCUCUCAUACAUGCACAUCCUGUAUGAGGUCUGCCCAUACUUCAAGUUUGGAUAUAUGUCUGCCAAUGGUGCUAUUGCAGAAGCCUUGAAGGAUGAAAACAGGAUCCACAUUAUUGAUUUCCAGCUUGCACAAGGCAGCCAGUGGAUCACCCUUAUCCAGGCUCUGGCAGCUCGUCCCAGUGGGCCCCCACACAUCCGCAUCACCGGUAUUGAUGAUUCCACAUCAGCCUAUGCCCGGGGAGGAGGACUUCAGAUGGUGGGACAGAGACUCUCAAGGCUUGCUGAGUCAUGCAAUGUUCCCUUUGAAUUCCAUGCAGCUGCUAUUUCUGGAUGUGAGGUUGAGCUUGAAACCAUUGUUGUUCGUCCUGGGGAAGCUAUAGCUGUGAAUUUUGCAUUCAUGUUACACCACAUGCCAGAUGAGAGCGUGGGCACUGAGAACCACCGAGACCGGCUCCUGAGAUUGGUUAAGAGCUUGUCACCCAAGGUGGUGACACUUGUGGAGCAAGAGUCGAACACCAAUACAGCUCCUUUCCUUCCAAGAUUCCUUGAGACUCUGAACUAUUAUACAGCUAUUUUUGAGUCAAUUGAUGUUACCCUCCCAAGGGACCACAGGGAACGUAUCAACAUUGAGCAGCACUGCCUGGCACGUGAUGUGGUGAACAUCAUAGCAUGUGAAGGUGCAGAAAGAGUGGAACGUCAUGAGGUUCUUGGGAAGUGGAGGUCAAGGUUUGCAAUGGCCGGGUUCACUCCAUACCCAUUGAGCUCAUUGGUGAAUGCCACCAUCAAGUCUUUGCUGGAAAAAUAUUGUGAGAACUAUAGACUUGAGGAAAGAGAUGGCGCUCUCUAUCUUGGCUGGAUGAACAGAGCUUUGGUUGCAUCCUGUGCAUGGAAGUGAAUAUUGGAACGGGACCUGCUCCUCCUUUACAAUAUUUUUCUCAUGUCAGGAUAUCAGGUUCUCUGGAGAAGGGCUGUUUAGGUAUGAUUUGAAUGUCCAUCAUAGUAAGUCCUCUAUUUGUUAUGAUAUUCUCCAAUCCCUGCUGUCCCAGAUGAAGCCUGCUAUUUGUAGUCCUCUCUAAUAUUUGAAGCACUUUGUGCAUGAUGACACAUUCUUAGACAUUUUGACUCAUGCACUCAACUCACCACCCCGAUGUCUUCUGCUCAUCUUUAGUUCCUAAUUCUUGCAAAUACCAGUUGGGCUGUGUACUAUCAAGUGAAUUUAAAAGGAGAAGCAAUAGCCACUUCCAAGUGAGGGGGGGUGUAGCACUGAAGCCCAA
This is a messenger RNA of Macadamia integrifolia, 3157 nucleotides long. Its product is annotated as scarecrow-like transcription factor PAT1. The transcript has 3 exons. NCBI's taxonomy places the organism in Eukaryota, Viridiplantae, Streptophyta, Magnoliopsida, Proteales, Proteaceae. Bases 1033 to 2778 code for a protein of 581 amino acids. Gene Ontology annotation, cellular component: nucleus. The record is from RefSeq and is a predicted model, not a curated record. Gene Ontology annotation, molecular function: sequence-specific DNA binding; DNA-binding transcription factor activity. Gene Ontology annotation, biological process: regulation of DNA-templated transcription.